CGCGCGCAGGCUCGGCAUGCCGGCAACUCUCCGCAAGCAGCGGCAGCGCUGCCGCUGCUCGCGGAGAGGUCCGCGAAGCCUGGGCGCGCUGAUCUCAGCGCGCGCAGGCGGCGGCAUGCCGGCAACUCUCCGCAAGCAGCGGCAGCGCUGCCGCUGCUCGCGGAGAGGCCCGCGAAGCCUGGGCGCGCUGAUCUCAGCGCGCGCAGGCUUCGGCAUGCCGGCAACUCUCCGCAGCAGCGGCAGUGCUGCCGCUGCUUGCGGAGAG
Molecule: messenger RNA, 265 nt
Organism: Podarcis lilfordi (Lilford's wall lizard)
Lineage: Eukaryota; Metazoa; Chordata; Lepidosauria; Squamata; Lacertidae
Source: the annotation of a GenBank genome assembly